AUGGACACCGAUAUAUGUCCAGAUGGUGAUACACGCACCGAGAAGGAGAUGGUCGUCAAACUCAUAGUCGCCCAUUUCACAGCCAUCGUCGCCUUCUGCAAUUGGCAGUCCCUACGCAAUGAACGUCUCGACACCAUUGAACCAAUCCUAUUCCUUCUAUCGCCCUUGAUAGUGAUUGCACAAACAACUCUCGGUGUCAUAAUUAUCAACAUAUCCUUGAUCUACGACGUCGCUUGGUCUCCUAAAUCCUUUCAAAUCCACUUCGAAACCUACGCGCGACGAUGGAACACGCUAUUCGGAAAGAAACCCUUACCACCUUGGCGAACACCAACGGGCUUAUUGGAAGCAAGGCAAUCUCGCUUCGGAAGUGCUUGGAUACGACUUGGAAGAGCGAUAGCAAUCUUUGCAACGCUUUUCCAAUUCGCGGCUACGAUAUUUCUCUACCAGCGCCGGAAAGAUCUACAUGGCUGGGAAUCGCUUACGGUUCUUGAUCAUCGAACAUUCGAGCUAUCCCUCGGCGGCGCCGCUGUUUCAAUUCUAUCUCUUGCGCUGCUUCUCAAACUUCCGGGCUGUGGACAGAUGCCGGAAACGCUGUACAUCCCAGAGUACAAACCAGAUCCCGCUGUUAUCUUCUGCCGCGGUGAUUCACGCCGUUGUCCAAGCUGGUAUCAGAUCCUCUACGCUUCAGAUAUUGGAUCCGCAACAUCAGCUGCGACAUGGCUAGCCUGCGUUCUAUCAUCAACAUACAAAGGCGAAUCUAUGCCUUUUAACUUCCUGUCUCCGUUGUACGAAGGGAUCUACACAGAAUUCACUCGCGUAUUCUCGCUCCAGAUUUCACUGCCGGUAUUUUAUCUGCUCGUCGCAGCCUACUUCGCAGCAUUCUUCACUAUCCCGAACCUGUAUAAAGGACCAGGGUUUCAGAAUCUGCAUACUCUCUGGACCAUUGUACCAGCUGUCCUUGUGGUGGUGGCCGUUGUGCUUGUUUUUUUCUGCAUGUUUAUGCUCAUGAUUAUGCCAGCUGUCAUGGUUCUAAUUCCUUCUCUUAUUAGCGGUCCCGGGUCCAUUUUCACGAUGAAGGGGUAUGAGACUCGGGCGAUGUUUUCGCAGCCGCCGUUUACACCAGUGAUGAAUGAGACGGAUUGCCUUUUGCUGUGGAAGGAUCCUGCGGCGGAGUAUUUAUGGUCUCUCGUAUAA
Fusarium proliferatum ET1 is the source of this 1194-nucleotide messenger RNA. RefSeq lists its product as uncharacterized. Lineage: Eukaryota; Fungi; Ascomycota; Sordariomycetes; Hypocreales; Nectriaceae. The record is from RefSeq and is a predicted model, not a curated record. The transcript has a single exon. Bases 1 to 1194 code for a protein of 397 amino acids.